GAUUGAUGCAAUAGCUUUCCGGUUCAAGGUAGUCCAAGCUUUCUCAUCAACACCUGUUGGACGUUCUUUAUACAAAAUUGGGUCAAGCAAAUCUUUAGAGCAUAAAUAAUCCUCAAUACGAAUUUUCCAAAUUGAAUAAUUCGUAGAGUCCAAACUAACCAUUCCUUGAACAAUUACUUUGUCAUCCAUCAUAAACAACACAAGAAGCCAACCAAAAAAUAAUCAAGCUCCGAUACCACUUUGUUGGGGAAGCACGGAACAAAACACAACGGAAGCGUAUAAAAUCUUUUCCCCAAAUUAAUGAGAUGAAUAACAAGCACAAUAAACUCUGAAAAAAUCAGCAGCACACACACAAAUAAAUGGCAGCGAUAAUAAAGUGGAUGACACACGAUUUACGUGGAAACCCUAAAUCGGGGAGAAAACCACGGCCGCUCAACAACGGCUCCCAAACUUCCACUAAUCACCAAGAAUCAAGUGGGUACAACAAGUUCUCCUCUCUAGUAAACACUAGAGGCAUACACAAUCAUCAAGGAGCAACCUUGGAACAACAACAAUCAACAAUUCACCAUAAAAUGGAGUAAAAACUUCCAAAAACGCAGGUCUGAAAACGCAGCCAGAAAACAGCCUUCCGGGCAUCAAAACGAGAAACUGACCGUUGGAUAUGAAGAGGAGUAUGUGAGGAACAACAUACUAAAAUUUGAGCACGAUCGGACUUCGUUUGGCCUUCGAUCCGGACGAGAAAAGUGGCUGCUGCACAUGGUUGGACAGAACAAAAAGGAAGCCACUUCUUGCAGCAUUGGUGAAAAUCAGGGAGGGUAAUUUUUUAAAACUGGAUGACCCUAAGAGGAAUUAAUAUUUUGAUACCAUUUGAAAAAUCAACUUAAAUUUAUACUUGUAUAUUGAAAAGAUGUUUAAUAUUGAUGUUUAAAUUAAGAUUUUUUUACGUCAUUUACUCCUGAAUUUUUUAAAAAUUGUGCGGAUUCACCCCAAAUUUUAAAAAUUGUAAUUAUGCCCCAUGUACUUUUAAGAAUGUUGCACCACGGUCUUUCUGCGCCAUAUUUGAAAGUGCGUUAAUCACACACCCAUCUAUAUACGUGUUUGAGUUUGAUGAAGAUGCGAUGGAUUGGUGAAGAGGUCGAUCAAUUGAUGACAUUGCAGAACUCACAUGGGGUAUAUGACUUUAGAUGAAUCCAUACUUUCAUUGAAUGAGCGUGUGAUUAAACACACUCCCAAAUCUGAUACAGUAGGACCAUUCAUUUACAAAGCUUAGAGGGAACAUGUGCAAUGUUUAUAAAGUUCAGGGCCAAAUGAUACGAAAAAAACACAUUAAAUUAAUUAGAUUAACAAGAAUUGGGAUGAUUUGAUGUUGUGAAACAGAGUUAAUGGUGUUUGGUCUUCUGUCACUGUUGAUGGGGCACUGGAUAGGGUUUGUUGCAAGGAUUUGCAUAAGAUCAUCAGCCAUAAACACCCAUUUUUAUCCAUGCUCUCCAUGGAACCCUAUUUCUUCCCCUCUCAACCAUCAUUUUAAUGUGUCUCUUCCUCCUGAUGAGCUGAUGAAGGCCAAUUAUUCCAGAAAGCAUUAUUCCUGCCCACAAGGCCAUGAAUCUUUUGCGUCAAAAGAGAGUCUUGAGGAACUUCAUCAAUUCCUAUUUGUUUUAGGCGUUACUCAUGUCUCAUACAGCUUUCUUGCUGUCGCCUUAGCCAUGUUUAAGAUCUCUAGUUGGAGGAGAUGGGAAAACCAUGCAAAUUCAAUGGUUCUUCAAGGACUAAGAGGUUCACGUUCCUCGGAAGCUGCUUCGUACCACACGAAAAUGAGGCGUUUGUCUACUUUUAUAUUCCACCAAACUUCACAUCCAUGGAGCCAUCACAGAGUUCUUGUUUGGCUGCUCUGUUUCAGCCGCCAGUUUUGGAGUUGUAUAAACCAAGCCGACUACAUGGCUUUGCGCUUGGGUUUCAUCACUACACAUCAACUCCCGCUAAUGUAUGAUUUCCAUAAGUAUAUGCUUCGAAGCAUGGAAGCCGAAUUUUGCCAUAUUGUUGGCAUCAGCAUUCACCUUUGGAUUUUUGCCAUCUCGUGUGUCCUUCUAAGUUUUCACGGAACAAAUGUCUACUUUUGGAUUUCCUUCGUCCCUACACUUUUGCUUCUCCUGGUUGGUACAAAGCUGCACUGCAUAGUGGUGAAACUCGCAGUUGAAAUUAGGGCAGAAACUUCAUAUGAAGGGUUUCAUAAUUUUAACCUCAGGGAUGAACUCUUCUGGUUUGGAAGGCCCAGAUUUCUACUCCUCUUAAUCCAGUUCAUAUCGUUUCAGAAUGCAUUUGAAAUGGCAAUAUACUUAUGGUCACGGUGGGAAAUCAAAGGAGCAUCAUGUUUUACACAAAAAGGUGGCUUCCUUGUGACCCGUUUGGCAUUUGGGGUGGCUUCUCAGAUUUGGUGUAGCUUCAUCACAUUCCCACUCUACGUUAUAAUCGCUCAGAUGGGUUCAGAGUUUAAGAAAUCGAUAAUCUCUGAGAGCGUCGAAAGCUCCCUCCAGCGAUGGCGGUGCAGGGUUCAGGCGGCUUCCGGGACUAGACCAUUAUUGUCAUUAGAGGAUCAUAAUGCUAAUAGCGAUCAGAUUCCAUUAACAGAAGAAAUAACCUCUGCAAAUGAUGAUGAGGAAUCAAGUUGGAGAAGAAGAUCAUUGGAACAAGAACAGAUGAGCGCUUGGGCCGGCCCAUAAGGGAGGGAGGAGGAGAGGGGCAUUAUCAGAGAUAAAAAUACACUUUUUGUCUCAAUUUAAAUUAUUUUCCUACUGUUUAUGUGGUUAAAGUGUUAAAUUUUAAUUACUUUAUGUAUUUUUAUACUCAUUUUAUCAAAUGAGUAACGAGAAUAUAGAAAGAAAGUGAAUGAAGUUUGGUUAUGUGA
Cuscuta campestris is the source of this 2902-nucleotide messenger RNA. The record is from the annotation of a GenBank genome assembly. NCBI's taxonomy places the organism in Eukaryota, Viridiplantae, Streptophyta, Magnoliopsida, Solanales, Convolvulaceae.